GAGUUAACCUAAUGCCCUUAAUAAUUGUUAAAAGAACAGCUGCAAUCCGCGUAUGGAUAUUUUGGCAAAAAAAAAUCUUAUCUGAGUGUUGUUGAUUUUGAGCAGCAUGACUUCAGCGAUUACGUUCUCAGCAUCAUCAUUAUCAACACGUCCAACUUCUUCAACUAAAAGGACUUCUCGAUCUUCUUCCUCGUGUAAAUAUAGCCUUCUUUGGUGGAAGAAUCCAUUAAAGCUCUGUCCUUCGCCGAGAAGGAGCAGGCAAUCGGAGAAACCGUACAGCCUCAUUUGCAGGGCUGCUGAGUACAAAUUUCCCGAUCCGAUUCCCGAAUUCGCCAAUUCUGAAACAGAGAAGUUCCGGGCUCAUCUUCUUGAGAAGCUUCACAGGAAGAAGGAAUUAUAUGGUGACUCCAUUGAAGAAAUUGUUGGUAUUUGCACGGAGAUCCUUAGCAAAUUCCUCCACACAGAGUAUGGUGGUCCAGGAACACUCAUGGUCGUACCCUUCAUUGACAUGAACGAUACCAUAACGGAGAGGGGGUUGCCCGGGGGCCCACAAGCUGCACGCAAAGCAGUUAAAUGGGCCCAAAAUAACAUUGAUAAUGAUUGGAAUGCGUGGAAUGACAAAGGGAGCAGUUGAGUUGAAAUAUGUUGUAUAUUGAGUAUCAGGUUCUCACGUAAGCAGUAAUGUUCAAGGAGUUUUUAGUUGGAGUUUUGUUGGAUUUGUUUAGAACAGGGUAGGUUGGAAAAAUCAAACACUGCUCAUGACCAGAUCAAAAUAGAGAGAUGAUGGCGAUCUCUGCUGUAUUUCUCAAGUUCGAUAUUCAAUUUGUUGAUGCAUUUCCAUUUGUGGAGUAGUUGGUUGUGUGGAUAGAUGUUUCCUGUAUUUUUAUCGUUGUUUCCUAGGAAAAUAUAGGUUUGGUCUUUGAGUAAGCUUUAGAAUAUCCUAUCACCUUUAACUCCAUGGUUGCGGCAAUAAAUUUUAUUGAGGACUUAGCUCUAUUUGAUUUAAAAAGUGUGAUCUGAUCUGAGUUUUCUGAUCUA
Messenger RNA from Cuscuta europaea, 1038 nucleotides. The record is from the annotation of a GenBank genome assembly. Lineage: Eukaryota; Viridiplantae; Streptophyta; Magnoliopsida; Solanales; Convolvulaceae.